Molecule: messenger RNA, 3876 nt
Organism: Pocillopora meandrina
Lineage: Eukaryota; Metazoa; Cnidaria; Anthozoa; Scleractinia; Pocilloporidae
Source: the annotation of a GenBank genome assembly
AUGGAUACUAAGAUCGAGAUCGGGCAGGAGAACAUUUAUUUCGAAAUGGAAUCUAAACAGGAACAUAACGCCGAAACCUAUGACAGUGUAGUUUUCAGAAAGGACACUCCACAGGUAAAACCAAACGUGGAAACACAGCCGUAUAAAGAUCCUGAUACAGUGAAGCAUAACCCAUUAUUCUUUAUCGCAUCUGCCAUCGCUGUUGCUUCGCUCUUAACAGCCCUUGCCACUUUGGUUUUAGCUGUGGCAAUCAUGACGACACGGAGCGAGGUUUCAACAGGUAUGGCUGCCAUUGCUCCUUCCUGUUGUAAGUAAACAUUCGUAGGUCUUGAUUCGUUGAAGUUUUAAAAGUGGCAUUAGUGAAACGCGUACGACACGAUAAAGCAAACAAUAAUUUACUUCGGUCUCGACCAUUUAAUUUCCUGUCCGAAGAGAAAAUUAGAGAAACUUUUUCGAUAUGAUUUGAGUAUUUUUAUUAUUAAGAUUCUACGAAAUUGGGUCAAUAAAAGCCACGUUAUAUUUUUAGUAAAAAGCCCAAUUUAUCAACCAACUACUAUCGCAUAAAAUUUUCAUCUCCAAAUUAAAAAAUAACUUCUUGAAGAAUUUCGUACGGAGUUUGAAAUAUUUGACCUUUAUUUACUAGAGCUUUCUCCGCACUGAUGAUUAGUGUAGGAUUUCAAGUCCAAGAAAAUGACAUUGCUUACAAGGGGCAAUCUGUCUAUCGUGGUACUUAGUCGUAAUCAUGAACAACAUUGGCAAUUCUAUUAUGUCUGCAUGAUUUGAUAUUUAGAUGAAGCUAAGUUGUGACAACUGAGCGUUGAAAAACAUAUCUCUUUAACAGUAAACUCGUUUGCUCACAUACAACUAGGAUCCGUGAGUGUGGCACAUCAAGCAUAUUGCUGUAAAAACAAAUUUAAUUAUUCUUGAGCGAAACGCCAAUUUAAAAAGAGAAAAAUAAAUAACUGAAAAACACAUCACUCUUGGAUUGAUAAAUCACAUGUAUGGGAUUGUGUGCAAUGGCCUUAUUUAUUGCUAUCUCAAACACGCGAGGGAUGAAAGCGAAACAAAGAAAAUGUUCGACAAAAAGUCAUGAGAUUUAUUUGUUUUGAUAUAUCACACAAGAAAAACAAAGGGUUAUGACUUAAGGUUUGCGCAUGUUAAAUCCAUUCUAACUUAAUGUGUAGUGUGAAAAAAAAAAAGAAAAUGAAAGAAAGAAAGAAAAAAAGAACGCGUGGAGGGGGAUAAGAAGAAACGCCAGCAACGGCAAAGCAGAGAGGGAGCCAGCUCUUAGCCUGGCUCACAUCCGGCAAUACCGUGUCCGCAUGUAGACAUACUGUUUCGAACGAGAUCAACCAUCUUCGCAUUCACAUCACCCUAUGAUCAAAAUCAUCGCCAUCUCCGCCUGCGUAGGGAGAACUUCACCAUCAUCGUUCCUAUCUAAACAAAAUAUAUAAUUAGUGCUAACAGAAAGUAUAAUUUGGAUGUUGCCGCUUUGGAUUAGUGAGAUGGAUUAGUCUACGCGGGGUGAUUUACUGGCUUUGAGUUGUCGAUAUCCUUUACAGUAUCCAUUUACAAACAGGCCUGGAUCAUAAAAAAGGCCAACACAAGGGUUAGAUCAGUCAAAAUAUUUCCGAAUGUGUUCUUACUUUAAAACCCAGCCUCAGCUUAUUAUAUAUUGUCGCCUAUUAUCACUUUGGCUGAAAUAGCAACAUACUUCGAAAGCGAAAGAAAAUGUGGUGAUUAACCGGCCAAAACGUGUCCGCACACAUUCCAAAAUCGAUCAGCUUCGAUUACUCUAGUUUCUUUAAUUGUAUGCCUCAGAAAUUUGCUGAAUGCAGCAUUUAAUUAAUAGUCCAAGAUAUUUUUCCAUGAGAUGUUUCGAAGGCUAGUGAUGCUUUUUUUAUUUCAAAAUCGUUACACUAUUUUAAUUCAACUCAUUUUGUUUACAUUUUAUAUGUUUUUCAUAUUGUCUCCCCUUUUCUAGAAACGUCAGAACUUCAAAAGAAUAUACAAGAGUUGGUUUGGAACCUCUCUGCAUUAAGAGAUUACUCGGUAGGAGUAAUUCUAAAUCAUUAACAGUGGUCAGUUAAACGCAAAAGUGCACUGAUGUGAAAUACAUGGAUACAUAUAUGUACAUAGGACUAAUGGCCCCAAAAGGACUUUUAACUCCCUGAUUGUUAUUGAUUGUAAUGGAACAGAAAUAUACAUAUUUUAAACAGAGCUUUAAUAAUUCCCUGGAGCGCAGGCUGAAGGCAUCGCUUUUGUGUUAACAACACUGCAUGUCUUCUGUUUUAACUUCUGCAGUGUAGUGAUCUAAAUUUAUUUCUAAUCCGAGACUGUUGUGUGCCUGGGGGAGACUGAUAAACAUUGCUAUAGGUCAUCUUAAGUGUCUUUAUCACAGACAUUAUCAGCUUUGUCCUAAAGAAUAGCACCUAUAUAGCCAUCAUCGUCAUUAAAUCAUUAUGACCAAGAAAUGAGGAGAGAGUAUUAUUCUACAAAGAAACUUGAUCACGAAUAUAAAUUUGCUUUUUUUUAUUGUUAUAGGUUUCAGGGGAUGUAAAAGAACUGAAGAAAAACGUAAGUUUGCCAUUCAUUCGCCUUCUUUAAUAAUCGUAAUGAUCAUCUUAAUCUUAAUAAUAAUAAUAAUGAUAAUGAUUGUAAAUCAUCAAUAACAAUAAAACAUUUAUUAAAAAAAUGAUAUAAUGUUAAAUGGUUUCUUUUCUUUUCUUUUCUUUUCUUCCUUUUGUUAGGUCUCAGCAGGUCUCAGUGCGAAGUGUGAUUUUUUUCAGGCCUUAUUUUCACUACUGCCUAAGUAGUGCACAUCACUGCGAAGAUCACUUUCAUUCAUGUCUUUAUCCGCAGUUCAAAUAUAUGACCUUCAUAUAUUCUUAACCGUCUAUUCAUCACUUCACGGGUUUAUUUAGAACCACCAUCAUGACCAGCUCCCAGUUGGCUUGUUAGCUCAGUUGGUAGAGCGCUGCACCGGUAUCGCAGAGGUCAUGGUUUCAAAUCCCGUACAGGCCUGAAAUUUUUUUCAGGCCUUAUUUUCACUACUGCCUAAGUAGUGCACAUCACUGCGAAGAUCACUUUCAUUCAUGUCUUUAUCCGCAGUUCAAAUAUAUGACCUUCAUAUAUUCUUAACCGACAAUAGUUUGGCCCGUUUUAUUUUUUAGGGCAAAAAUACAGAGCUAGAGGAUAUCCGUCUCGCAGUACAGGAUGCUGCCCAAACUUUGACUGGUCUGAAUACAAGCGUAAAUGAGAGGUUUCUGUAUUUUCAAAAAAGAAUCAUGCAACUGGAUCAAAAGGUACAUAUACUUGAAUGUAUUAUUGGGUGCCAUUUCGUACCGAAUUUCGAAUCAACCUCUGACUGACCUUUCACUUUCACUUUCACUUCUAUUUUCACUGUCACUGUCACUGUCACUGUCACUGUCACUGUCACUGUCACUGUCACUGUCACUAUUACUGUUACUUUCACUGUCACUGUCACUGUCACUGUCACUGUCACUAUUACUGUUACUUUCACUGUCACUGUAAAUACCAAUUUCAUUUCCAUUGUCAUUGACACCGUCACUUUUAUUGUCAUUGACACUGUCACUUUCUCUGUCACUGUCACUUUCACUUUCUCUGUCACUGUCAUUGUCACUGUCAUUCUUAUUGUAAUUGCGGCAGUUGGCAUUGUCAUUACAAUUAUCAUCAUUUUCAUUGUUAUCAUCAUGGUAAUGGUUACUGUGAAUAUCAUUGUUGUUGUUGUUGUUGUUUUUUUUAAUUGAGUAGGUGAAAAAUACUACUGGCAGCACGAGCGUCAGAGAACCACCUGGAGUCAACGGUUCUAAUGGAGACGUUGGACCUGCCGGACCCGCCGGACCUUCCGGAUAG